Cloeon dipterum is the source of this 1410-nucleotide messenger RNA. RefSeq names its product cell death abnormality protein 1-like. The coding region runs from base 23 to 988 and encodes 321 amino acids. The transcript has 6 exons. NCBI's taxonomy places the organism in Eukaryota, Metazoa, Arthropoda, Insecta, Ephemeroptera, Baetidae. The record is from RefSeq and is a predicted model, not a curated record.
AAGAUUAGAUAGUGAAUAUUUUAUGGUGAUUCAAGUGCCGCUGUUCAGAGAUUUCGUGGAUUUGAUUUUGUUAGUGAAAAUGAAAGGAAUUUUGCGACAGAUGAGGCUUCUUUUGGUUCUCCUCUUUGUAGGUUCAGCCCUAACAGCAAGAUUGAACGAUCCUUGUGACAUUAGUGCUGAUCCUGACCCAUGUGAAUUCAACACCGAGUGCGUCCCUUCAGAAGAAAAUCCUGCUAACGGUGUCUGCAAAUGCAAACCAAGAUACAGCCCAGAAUCUUCAUCAAUCGGAUGUGUUGCAGCUUUGGAUGCUUUAUCUGCUACAUGCCGAAAAGAUGCUGAAGAUGCUGAUUUCGGUGCUGCGUGCAAUGCGAUUCCAUUUGCCCUUUGUGAACCUGCAACCGGGCCUGUGGCGUGCACUUGCCUGAGGGGCUACAAACCUUCACAAGACGGCACAGUUUGCCUACUUAACAGUUUCAUGGAGCGAUGCCUGGAGAACGCUCAGUGUGCGGAUUUUGAUGAAAAAGCUACUUGCCAAGCAGAGAGAUGUGUAUGUCCCGCAGGCUACGUUCAAGAUACUAAAAAUAUGAAGUGCAAGAAGAGCAAUGGUUUGGGGGAGAGUUGCGAGAUUGAUGAACAGUGUCCAGAAAACGCAAAUUGCAAGAGUGCAAAAUGUGAAUGCAAAGAAAAAUACUUUUUAGAAAGUGGUACUGUAGUCAAAAAAUGCCUGCCAAAGGUAUAUAAAGUUGGCGAUAGAUGUGAAGCAGCGGUUCAAUGCAAUGACCUCAACUUGGAUGGUGAGACUUUAGCUACUUGCGAUGGCCAAAAUAUAUGCGCGUGCCCUGCUGACUACGUUGCUUCCAACGAUGGAACCAAAUGCUUGCUGAAGGUGGCAGGGGAUGAUCCAAACGGCCUGUGUAUCCAGGAUGUGCAAUGUCUUGAUGGCUACUACUGCGAAUAUCCGAAUUGUGCUGCUAUCGAAACACCGUAGAGCCUUUGAUUAUUGAAAAAUGUUCAAAAAAGCUACUAAUUCAUCUAUAAAACCUUAAAUUAUUUGUGGGGAUUCACUUAUUUAAACAAAAACUCGGUAAAUGUGCCUAAUUUUGUAUUCUAGUGUUUUAGAAAUUUUAAUUGAAGAAAACCAAUCAAACAUUAAAAAAAAUUCUGAGCGAAUUUUGAAUAUCAGAGCUAAAUAAAAAAAUAUCCAUCCCCAUUUUUAUAGCACACCAGCAAUAAAUUAGAACUGGUGGCUUCCCCAUUGUAAAGAUCGGUAUAUUUUUACUACUUGCAUUCCAUGGUUAUCAUUUCCUUACGUAUAAAGACAAACGUUUCCAUCUAGAUAUUACUGUCAAUGCCAAUUUUGUGAAGUAGAAUGUUCAUUUUUCUCAGUUAUAAAAAUAGUAUUAUUUUACA